AUGCAAAUCAAUUUAUUACAUUACUACAUUCCAAAAAAAAGCGGAAGUUGCUCUUUUUCAUUAAUUUAUUAUGCAUUUAUAUCGCCCAAAACAAUAAGAAAACUCAUCUGGGUAAUUACAGAAUUUUAUUGAUCUCUUUUUCGAUAUACAACAUUUUAAAUUCUGUUAUCGAUUUAUUAAUUCCAGUGGUAAGCAAGUUAAAUUUAAAAGAAGGACAAACUGAUUUAAAAAAUUGAAAAACAAACAUUUCAGUCUACUUUGAAUUACAAAUAUACAUUCUCAUACUUUAUAACGGAUGGAAUUUUCGAAAAGGUAUUGAAAUACACCAAAUCAUAAAAUCUCGCACUUUUCAGAAAUCACAUUCUGGAACAAUCGCUCUAUGUUUGAGAGGAAGUUUUAUAUUUGCUACAUAUCCAAUUUUACAUGCACAUUUUUUUAUCGAUACAUGGUGCUUUUUGGGUACUUCGCAUUCCGUAACUUUCCGGCCAUUUCAUUUUUUCAGACGAUCCAACCUUUCAUCCUACUUUAUUCCCUAUGGUCUCAUUUUUACAGUUUUUUAUUGCUUCGGAGUCAUUGGUGUCACAUUCACGGUAGUUCAGACAUUCCGAAAAUCAUUUUAAAUUGACUUUUUAGGUUACCUACCUCUGGAUGGUAGCUGAUACUGAGCGACUAACCUACAUGCACAAUAUUUUUCGAGAAGAAUUGAAUCAAAAUGUUGAUGAGUUGAAUAUUAGUAUUGUACUUUACAAUGUAAGUGCCUUACAGUCUUCACGCCUUAUCAUCACCUAUUGCUUUUCAGACAUCACGUGCAGCUUUUCUAUGGAAAUCUUGGUUUGCAGUACUAGUAUUAUCAUUAAUAUCCGUAGAUUCUCUUGUGAUAAAUUCAAUUUUCAGUAUUAACCACAAAACUAAAAAAUGGAAAUUUGUCAAUGAGUACCACUACUAAACGUCUUCAGAAACAAUUGAUGAAAGCUCUAAUCACUCAAUCAACUAUUCCAAUUCUCGUAUGCUUCACACCAUGUCUAGUUUGUUGGUAUCUUUCAGUUUUUGGCGUUGAUCUAUUCUAUGGAAUUCAAUGGAUUUUUGCUGUAUUUUUAUCAUUUUUCCCAGUUUUAGACCCACUCUCGUUAUUUUUCUUUUUGCCAAUAUUCGGUGUCAGGUUUCGAGAGAUUUUUCGUCUCAAACAGAAGAGUGGGACCGUGCACGAAGAAUCCAAAAAAACAAACAGCGUGUAUGCUAUUAAAUUCAACAAUUAG
Molecule: messenger RNA, 1256 nt
Organism: Caenorhabditis elegans
Lineage: Eukaryota; Metazoa; Nematoda; Chromadorea; Rhabditida; Rhabditidae
Source: the annotation of a RefSeq genome assembly